AUGGGCACCGGGCGUUGGCCCGUGCCGCCCCGGGCCACGGCCGCCGGGGCGCCCCCGGUCAACUCGAAGCUGGUCAGUAAGCGGUCGCGGGUGUUCCAGCCGCCGCCGCCGCCGCCCGCCCCGUCGGGGGAUGCCCCCGCCGAGAAAGAGCGCGGCCCCGCCGGGCAGCAGCCCCCGCAGCACCGAGUGGCCCCCGCCCGGCCGCCCCCCAAGCCCCGGGAGGUGCGCAAGAUCAAGCCGGUGGAGGUGGAGGAGAGCGGGGAGUCGGAGGCCGAGGCGGCGCCUGGGGAGGUGAUCCAGGCGGAGGUGACAGUCCACGCGGCCCUGGAGAAUGGCAGCACCCGGGCCACCGCGGCCAGCCCGGCACCCGAAGAGCAGAAGGCCCCGGGGGCCCCCGAGGAAGAGGCGGCGGCCGCGGGGGCGCCUGAGCGAGGGGUGGGCAAUGGCCGGGGCCCGGAGGUGGCCCCGGAGGAGGCGGAUGAGUCCAAGAAGGAGGACUUCUCCGAGGCGGACUUGGUGGACGUGAGCGCCUACAGCGGGCUCGGGGAGGACUCCGGGGGCAGUGCCCUGGAGGAGGACGAUGAAGACGACGACGAGGAUGGGGAGCCCCCCUAUGAGCCCGAGUCGGGGUGCAUGGAGAUCCCGGGGCUGUCGGAGGAAGAGGACCCGGUUCCCAGCCGGAAGAUCCAUUUCAGCACGGCGCCCAUCCAAGUGUUCAGCACCUACUCCAACGAGGACUACGAUCGUCGCAACGAGGACGUGGACCCCAUGGCGGCCUCUGCGGAGUAUGAGCUGGAGAAGCGGGUGGAGCGGUUGGAGCUGUUCCCUGUGGAGCUGGAGAAGGACUCCGAGGGCUUGGGCAUCAGCAUCAUCGGCAUGGGGGCCGGGGCAGACAUGGGCCUGGAGAAGCUGGGCAUCUUCGUCAAGACUGUGACUGAGGGCGGUGCAGCCCAUCGGGACGGCAGGAUCCAGGUGAACGACCUCCUGGUGGAGGUGGACGGAACCAGUCUGGUGGGAGUGACCCAGAGCUUUGCAGCCUCCGUGCUCCGGAACACCAAGGGCCGCGUGCGGUUUAUGAUUGGCCGGGAGCGGCCCGGUGAGCAGAGCGAGGUGGCUCAGCUCAUUCAGCAGACCCUGGAACAGGAGCGAUGGCAGCGAGAGAUGAUGGAGCAGAGAUACGCCCAGUAUGGGGAGGAAGAUGAGGAGCUCCAGAUCAAGCAUGCUGUGACUGAGGCAGAGAUCCAGCAGCUGAAAAGAAAGCUGCAGAGCCUGGAGCAGGAGAAGGGGCGGUGGCGGGUGGAGAAGGCCCAGCUGGAGCAGAGCGUGGAAGAGAACAAGGAGCGCAUGGAGAAGCUGGAGGGCUACUGGGGUGAGGCCCAGAGUCUGUGCCAAGCUGUGGAUGAGCACCUGCGGGAGACCCAGGCCCAGUACCAGGCCCUGGAGCGCAAGUACAGCAAGGCCAAGCGCCUCAUCAAGGACUACCAGCAGAAGGAGAUCGAGUUCCUGAAAAAGGAGACGGCACAGCGCCGGGUUCUGGAGGAGUCGGAGCUGGCCAGGAAGGAGGAGAUGGACAAGCUCCUGGACAAGAUCUCAGAACUGGAAGGAAACCUGCAAACACUGAGGAAUUCCAAUUCUACUUAGCAGGAAUCUUUCCUUGACCAGACAAUAACUAACCCCUCCCAUUGUCCUCCCUCCCGUCCUCAAUAUUUCACCCCACCCCCUACCAGCCUGGGGACAGGUGCCCCGACUCCCCCACUCCUCUGCCCCACCUCCCCCAGCUUCAGGGACCAGAGGGCCCAUAUCACAGGCCCCAUUGUGGUGGCCCCGGGCAGACAGGUGGCUGGACGGAUGGCCUCCUUCUUACUUCAUGGGGCUGAGGCACAGAGGCCGAGGGAUGCUGAGGGCUGGCCUGGGUGGUGGAUGGACACAAGGAUCUGCAGACCAAACUGCCAGACUUUACAACCUCCAGCCUUUGUCUCUGGACUGGAAUGGGGCUGAGGGCUCUCCCAGCAUUUCACCACCUGGAGGCUGCUCCCUGCCCACAGGGCUCCUUGACUUGAGAUUCUACCUUUUUGGCCCCCCCCUCCCCCAUCAUUGUGCUGUCUCUGUUUCAUUCUGAUCCUCCUACUGGAAGGGGUUGCCUCCACACCUUCUCCCAUUCCUGUCUCCCCUCCCAGGAGGGACUGAGUCCACCCCAGAGCCCGGAGGCUGGGCCUGGCCCUGCACUGAUGUCUCAUGUGUCCUUCAGGAAAAGGGGAGUAAGAGCAGGGAGAGGGGGCAGAAGCCCUCAGUUUCUCCUUGUGCCUCCCACCUGCCCUUCCCUGGUGCCAAAUAGCCAUAACCUCUUCCUGGAACUGUUCUGUGGCCUCGCGGGUCGUUUCCUGUCCAACCCUGGGAAUUCUGGGGAUGAGAGGAAAUCAGCUUGGGGGCUGGCUGCAGAGACCUGCUCUUAGGCAAGAGAAACAUUUCUUCCUGAGAGCCAGGCCCUGCCCUGCCCAGGGCCACACAUGGAAGCCUUGUACUAACACCAGAGAUUCAGCCUCACCCACCCACACCCACACCCACACCCACACCCACACCCACACCCUUCCAAUGUUUUGACUGGAGGGCAACAUUUUACUAAACUUUUUGGAGACCAGG
This is a messenger RNA of Myotis lucifugus (little brown bat), 2640 nucleotides long. RefSeq names its product protein phosphatase 1 regulatory subunit 9B (gene PPP1R9B). The record is from RefSeq and is a predicted model, not a curated record. The coding region runs from base 1 to 1641 and encodes 546 amino acids. Gene Ontology annotation, biological process: neuron projection development; calcium-mediated signaling; actin filament organization. The transcript has 10 exons. Gene Ontology annotation, molecular function: actin filament binding. NCBI's taxonomy places the organism in Eukaryota, Metazoa, Chordata, Mammalia, Chiroptera, Vespertilionidae. Gene Ontology annotation, cellular component: cytoplasm; actin cytoskeleton; postsynaptic density.